Molecule: messenger RNA, 447 nt
Organism: Neurospora tetraspora
Lineage: Eukaryota; Fungi; Ascomycota; Sordariomycetes; Sordariales; Sordariaceae
Exons: 1
Source: RefSeq, a predicted model, not a curated record
CUGCCGGCUGCCACUCGCCCUCCUCUUCAGGUCCCUUACCCUGACAAGACCUGUUCAAUCUGCCACACCAAUUUUGUGUGGAAGAAGACAGCGGACCGCUGCUUUGGCUGUUGCAGAAAUAAGCCGGGCCCCAAAAAGAUUGCCGCUGUUAUCGAGCGUGCUGCUCGUGGCAUCGAUAGUUGUAGCACCUGUUAUGGUGAGGCUGAUAGGGGCGAUAAUCAGCUCUGCACUCUCUGCUACGGGCGUCAGAAGGGCAAGAACGAGAGGCAUGCUGCAAAGGUCAGAGCGAGAAAGGCACGGGAGGACGCUGAAGCCAUCUUCAAGGGACUCGGUAUUGCCUUCGAUCAAGCUGGUCAACCUCAAGCUGGUAAUCCGGAGCCAGCUGUUGAAUCUCCAGGUGUCGAAACUCCAUCUGUCGAAACGCCGGAUAUCGCAUCCCCGGCUAUC